AAUCUUAAGAAAGCACUUCGAUAUUAUCACGUAAUCUACAAGUGCUCCAUCGAUAAAAAAAAAUAUAUAUAAAUAAAAUGUGCAAAAUCAUCUUUUACAAUAUAAUUGUUUCGGUUUCAACAUGUACGCUCUAAUUUUCUUAUUUUUUUUAAGUGUUGCUGCGGGCAAAAGCGUUCAAGUGCAAGACAGCGUGCAAGUUCAGGUCUACUAUGAAUCUUUAUGCCCCGACAGUAUUGCCUUUAUCGUAAACCAACUGUACCCGGCAUUUUACACAAUUGGAAGCGAAAAAAUACUAUUGGAGCUCGUCCCAUGGGGACAUGCCUCUGAAACAGUGGUAAAUGGCUCAAAAACCUUCAAAUGCCAACACGGAGCUCAAGAGUGUUACGGAAACAAGAUCCAUUCGUGCGCCAUCGAUUUAUACGACGUGAACGUGAGUACCGCGUUCAUUUUCUGCUCGGAACGAUCGGAUUCUCCUGCUGACGAUGCUGACUUACAAAAGUGUGCCGAGAGUGUGGAUGGGGUUUUAUGGUCAGAAAUUCAAGAGUGCAUUACGAGUGGUAAAGGGGAUGAGCUGCUCUGGGAAAAUGGUAAAAAGACGGCCCUAAUUGACCCCGGCUGGGUGCCCACUAUUGUCAUCGACGGCAGUUACUCUGAUGAUAACCAGAACGCGGCCGAAACGGAGUUUAAGAGUUUCAUAUGCGAUUUGUUGGGUAAUCCCACACCAGCAUGUUUGUGUUAGAGCCUAGUAAAUAAUAAUGUAACUAAAUAAAUAUAUGGGUUAUAUUCUGGA
Molecule: messenger RNA, 790 nt
Organism: Anthonomus grandis grandis
Lineage: Eukaryota; Metazoa; Arthropoda; Insecta; Coleoptera; Curculionidae
Product: gamma-interferon-inducible lysosomal thiol reductase-like
Exons: 4
Coding region: 122-739 (205 amino acids)
Molecular function (GO): oxidoreductase activity, acting on a sulfur group of donors, disulfide as acceptor
Source: RefSeq, a predicted model, not a curated record